Messenger RNA from Drosophila takahashii, 2703 nucleotides. Its product is annotated as cationic amino acid transporter 4. Gene Ontology annotation, cellular component: plasma membrane. Gene Ontology annotation, molecular function: amino acid transmembrane transporter activity. The record is from RefSeq and is a predicted model, not a curated record. Gene Ontology annotation, biological process: transmembrane transport; amino acid transport. NCBI's taxonomy places the organism in Eukaryota, Metazoa, Arthropoda, Insecta, Diptera, Drosophilidae.
CCCGUUUCUGAUCUCGAAAAGUGGCCUGUGGGCAGUGAAUUCCUUCGGAGUUGGUUUCAAUCGAAUCAAUCAGGAUGCCGAGCUCGAGACGUGCGAUCCUGCGGCACAUAUUGUCGGGAAUAUGCACCAAAAUGAAUCGCACCAAGUCGGUGCCCACUGACGUCAUGGAGACGCCGCUGAACCGAUGCCUCAACACCUUCGACAUCGCUCUACUGGGCAUUGGCCAUAUGGUUGGCGCUGGCAUCUAUGUGCUGACUGGAACUGUGGCCAAGGAAAUGGCCGGACCCGGCAUCAUACUAUCCUUCAUCCUGGCCGGAUUCAUAUCCAUGCUGGCUGCCCUCUGCUAUGCGGAAUUUGGAACAAGGGUUCCCAAGGCGGGAUCCGCGUAUGUGUACACCUACAUCUCGAUGGGUGAGUUCUGGGCCUUCGUCAUCGGCUGGAACAUCCUGCUGGAGCACAUGUUGGGCGCCGCCUCGGUGGCCCGAGCCUGGAGCGGCUAUGUGGACUCGAUGCUGGGCGGCUGGAUUGGCAACACCACGCUGGAGCUGACGGGCGGAAUCCAUGAGCCCGGCCUGGCCCAAUAUCCCGACAUCCUGGCCUUCCUGGUCUGCAUCGUUUAUGCGGCUGCUCUGGCUGGAGGGGUCAAGGCCACGGCGGUUUUUAAUAGCCUUCUCACCCUGGUCAACAUAGCCGUAAUGGUGCUGGUCAUCAGCGUGGGUUUCUGGUAUGCGGACAGCAAAAACUGGUCGGAGGCGGAGGGCGGAUUCCUGCCCUACGGCAUUGGAGGAGUGAUUGCGGGUGCAGCCACCUGUUUCUAUGCCUUCGUGGGCUUCGAUUCCAUUGCCACGUCGGGGGAGGAGGCCAAGAACCCCUCCGUUUCCAUACCCGUGGCCACGGUGAUCUCCCUUUUCGUGGUCACAGUGGGUUAUAUUCUGGUGAGUGCCGCUCUGACCCUCAUGAUCCCGAUCAGUGAGAUCAAUCCGGCUGCCUCGCUGCCCGAGGCCUUUGGGCAACUGAAUCUUUCCUGGGCCAAGUACCUAAUCUCCAUUGGGGCUCUCUGUGGGAUGACCACCACCCUGCUGGGCUCCCUGUUCGCCCUGCCGCGCUGCAUGUACGCCAUGGCCUCGGAUGGACUGCUCUUCAGCUGUUUUGGGAGGAUCAAUCCUACUACCCAGGUGCCGUUGCUCAACCUAGCCGUUUCCGGUCUGCUGAGUGCCCUGCUCGCUUUGGUCUUCGAUCUGGCCAAGCUGGUGGAGUUCAUGUCGAUUGGCACCCUACUGGCCUACACCAUCGUUUCGGCCAGUGUGAUUGUGCUGAGGUAUCGACCGCUGGAGAGGAUUCACACUACGAUUAGGGUGCCUGCGGUGGCAGGACGUCCCGACGAUGAUGACGACGAUGAUGAGGAUGAUGAGGAUGUGGCCUCGCAGUCCAGCAUGGAUACUUCCUCUCCCACCAGUGAAAUGAUCGAGGAGGUGCUGGCUGGGAGAUUGAAGGCCCAGUUCAGGUGUCUGGAACCUCUUCUUGGACGCUUUGAGCCGGGAUCCGUAGUUUCCGUGGCCGUGAUGCUGUUCAUCUUCCUCAGCUUCGCCAUCUGCGUGGAACUAAAGGUGUCGUGGACGCAACUCUAUACGGGAACCUGGUGGGCUUUGAUCAUCUAUGGAUUCAUCAUCUUCGCCGCCAGCACCUGUGUGGCUUUGAUAGCCGUUCACAAUCAGAAUACCCGGGGACUGAUCUUCAAGGUGCCCCUGGUUCCCUUCGUUCCCGCCCUGGGAAUCUUCUGUAAUAUCCUGCUGAUGGUCCAUUUGGAUGCCGUGACCUGGGUGCGAUUCUUCGUCUGGGUUUGCAUCGGCAUGGUGGUGUACUUCCUCUACGGCAUUCGCAACAGCAAGGAGGGCGAGGUCUGCUCCUCGUACUCCAUCCUGAUGACCACCUCGGAGGCAGGAAAGGUUCCCUGGGGAUCCUUUAAGGGCUCCUCCUCGGGGGGCAAAAAGGGCGGCGGCAAGCACACCAUCUUCGAGAGAUUCACGGGUCGCAGCAAGGCGGAGGACAAGAAGUCCAUUGUGGAGGAGAGUGAAAACGAAACCUCUGGGUAUUCCUAAGUCAAUUCUUCCUGAAAUUAUAAUAUCCAAAGCUUCAACAAAAGAUCAGGGACUAAAAUCGAAACGAGUAUCGCUGGGAAAUAGAAAAGGAUAUUUCAGUUAGGGUUUUAGUUAAUGAUUUCAAAAACAUUUUAAUGUAAAUAGCUACAAAUUUUAGUUUUACUUAUAUUUUAGAUAUUUCUUUAACUUUCUUUUAAUAUUAUUUCAAUUGAUUCUCGGUUAGAACAAAGGUUUCGCUUAUUGUUUAACUGAUACGGUUUAAAGUCCUGCUGCUACGUAUGUACUUAACAAAAUCUCCAUAACUAACCCAUUCAAAUUCUUCGUGUAACGAAAAACCCAACGUUGAACGAGACAUAUUACGAGAAUUUCGGCAUCUAUUAUAGCAACGUACCUCUACCACGCAUAUACUAUAUAGCUGUCUACCGUGUAUUAACCCAAACAAUAUUGGAGAAAUGGUAUUACACACACGUAUUUAAUCUGCAAACGUACAAAAACAUUUAUUAAACGUUAUGCACACAGGGCAUUUGUUAAACAAUAGUACAUAUAUGUCUUUAAAUAACUACAUAUAUAUAUUUAUAAUUGUGUAAAUAAGCAUAUACAAUAU